AAUACUCAGUCACUCAUAGACUCAUUGAUUGAAUGCAAAACACUAUUAGGUUUUGACAUUCAAAUCAAGACUUGAGAUGACAUUCGUGUCCAUUGAUUGACUGUUAUGAGUGAUCCAAGAAGUGAUUCGAGUGAAGACAUCUCGAUAUAUGAAACACCCGUCACAUCGCCAGUCAAUGAGUCGCUGAUUGAUUCGUCUCUUUUUGACAGUCAGUCCGUCGAUCUGUUGGACUCAUUGCGCGCUUCGGCCGCCACUGACUCGACAAUCCGUCCAUCUCUUUAUAAUUUAUAUAGCAAUACAUUAAACGAGUCGUCAAUGUGGCAGACAAGACAAAUGGUGACCUCAAAUGAUCGGUUGGACACAAAUCGGUUGACCGGUUAUCAGCUGUUAAUGAGAUAUCUGAUGGAACUGGAGAACGACCACUUGGAAGUGAUUGGCAUUGAACAACAAAUGCAAACAUUGAGUCUUAAGUGUCGCACAAUUAGGGAAAAUAUGACCACAAAAACCAAUUCAAUUAAAACUAUUAUCACUGAAAUGUCAUACAAACCGAAACAAACUACACAAAAGCAAACACAAACUGAAGAUAUCAGUGAUUAUGAAAUUAGUUUACAAAACUGUUUAUCUAAUAAUAAAACAAUUGACACAAAACCAAUCAUUUCGGUGAUAUCUUCAGCAUCUGAACGUAAAAUUCGUGUUAAGAGUGAUUCUCAAUCGGAAAGUCAAUUGUCUUCAAUACAGUCUCUUAGAGGAUUAUCCGAACGUACGAAACAAUCCUUACAUCGCUUACCCGCUCUGGUCAAAGGUUAUCUUACCCGAAGACUUAUGAAAACAGAAAAAGUUUUACAAAUUAUCGAAACAAUCAAAGAGACGACACAACUGCUGACCACUUAUCGCAAUUUAUCAACGAAUAGAAAGAUUACCGCCGAAGAUAUUAGUUUACACAAGAGAUUGAUUAUUCAAUUAGAGAACAGUUGUCAUGACUUUUAUGAUAUAUUCUUUAAUUAUCCCAAAUCGGCACAAAUGGCACUAAUUAGUCAAUCGCGACAACACAUUCUCGAUCGACAUUUCCGUAUGUCAUCUGUUUUAUCAAAUUCUACGAAUAAAUCUCAACAGAGCUUUCGUGUGUCUUCAGUGACUAAAAAAGUUUUGGAAAGAAAGACAAAAAAGAUGAAAACAGACUCUAUUUCUUCAAAAUCAAGUUCUGCUCACAAAUAGUAUUAUAAUUCAAAGUAUGGUAUGUUUUAUGGUUACCGGUAACAAUAAAUAUCGGUAAUAAAGAAAUUAUCGGAUCUUAAUCGUCAACUAAAUUUUAUUUACCGGUAAUUUUAUUCAAUACAUAUCAACAUUUUGUGCCAAUCGAUCU
Oppia nitens is the source of this 1363-nucleotide messenger RNA. RefSeq lists its product as uncharacterized. Bases 106 to 1215 code for a protein of 369 amino acids. The record is from RefSeq and is a predicted model, not a curated record. The transcript has 2 exons. Gene Ontology annotation, cellular component: centriole. NCBI's taxonomy places the organism in Eukaryota, Metazoa, Arthropoda, Arachnida, Sarcoptiformes, Oppiidae. Gene Ontology annotation, biological process: centriole replication; centrosome duplication; regulation of cytokinesis.